AUGUCAUCCUCGGAAACUGAAUCAGAUCAGUCUGACCAGGCUACUUCCCCCAAAUCACUUAUUCAGACUACAAUGAAGGACCUGUUCCUCUGCGGCCAAUAUUCCGAUAUGACUGUGACCUGUCAGGGGUUUACUUUCAAAGCGCAUCGCUCCAUUCUAUGCACCCAGUCGGACCUUUUCAGAGGCGCAAUGAGUGGGCACUUCAAGGAGGGCAUCACUCACACAGUUGAUCUCCCAGAUGAUGACCUUGAAACGGUUGAACGCGUUCUGUCAUUCCUGUACUUCAAUGAUUACCACGAAAAGCACCAUAUCAAGGAUCUAGGUCGCCAUCUGGAGUCUCUUGAGGAUCAUCCCCACCCGCACUGGCCUACGAGAAAACAGCGAGCCACUAGCGACGAUCUUGGGGGAUACACUCACGCUGAGGUUUAUGUUGCCGCCGAUAAGUUCGGAAUCCCGCCUCUGAAGACGUUUGCUUCAAACCGCUUCGAGGAGUGGUGCGCAGAAAACUGGGAGUGCCAGAUCUUCCCAAUAACACUCGAGCAUGCCCUCGCCAUCCUGCCCCCUCACGACACACUGUUCCAGGAAACCAUCGUCAGCGCCAUUUGCACCGAUGCGCCCCGAAUUCUCGAAGACGAUGCUAUGACGAGAUUUCUGGAAUCGCAUGGGAAGAUUGCCUCUGGUGUUCUCUCUCAGCUAGUCCAGGACGACAAGAUACGGGGAGGGACGCAGGUAGAACAUAUUGCCAGCUUUAUCAACUGGGCCUUGUUGAAAGACAAGUGCAGUAUUUGCCAUGUUAAAUUGCAGGUGAAGCUAAGGCCAGGCGAUUUCGAGAGCCGAAUGUUUCAUUGUGCGACCUGCAAUACACCUUAUUAUCGUUGA
Messenger RNA from Aspergillus puulaauensis, 879 nucleotides. Its product is annotated as BTB/POZ domain-containing protein. The transcript is spliced from 2 exons. Lineage: Eukaryota; Fungi; Ascomycota; Eurotiomycetes; Eurotiales; Aspergillaceae. Gene Ontology annotation, molecular function: protein binding. The record is from RefSeq and is a predicted model, not a curated record. Bases 1 to 879 code for a protein of 292 amino acids.